UCACGUGACGCUCUGCGCUCGCUUCUGUGAACUGUGCAUGAAAUCCGAAGAAGAAACAACCUUUAGCUGCUGAAGCUAGCUGGCUAGCGACCAAGAUGGAGUACCUCCGAGACUGCUUUAUUUUUUUCAGGGGUGUUCUCGUUUUCUAAGAGGAGAACAUGAUACGCGGAUCCGGUAAAAUAUACGGGUGUUGGGACAUCGGGUUGAAAAGACUUCGUUUGUGGAGUUCGACGAGCGCAGAGGAGGCGAUCGGAGUUAGCUAGUUAACAAGCUCUAACGUUAGCUAACUGUCGGCUUGCUCCAGGAGUCUCUUACAUAAAACCAGCAGUCGAUCAUUAGAGCAAAGACGAAGGGCUCUGGGCGUCUGUAGCUGAUCUAUAUCUAAUAUAUCCUCGUCUUCCAUGUAGUGUUAACUAUUUUAAACCCUAAACUUCUCCUUUGUUGAGUUUUUAUAGUAUCUUAACGAUUAGUUCGCACGAAAGGCCAACUUGUAAUUAAGCUUCUUGCUUGCUAGGCACGAAGGACUUUACCCACCGACUCUCGACUAGACAUAAAAUUGCUGUAGAAUCAUUUUUCGUGUCAUCUUAAAAGCCACAUCAUUUGGAAAGUUUCCAUUUGUAGCCGAGAGACUAUAUCAGACCGCCUCCCAUCAUUCGCUGUAAACGGGGGGCGAGAGUAGGCUGCCAAAGCGGAAAGCUUAGUAAAUAACACCGCCCGACAGAGCCGGUGUUUACACGGAAUCCACGUCCCACUAGGUAGCUUUAAGGUGGUAACUUAAGUUUACUUUUUGUGGGACUUUGACACGGACCUACUUUAUCAGGGUGGAGAUUGUAUGACUCGUGAUGAGUCCUGACCUACUUCCAAUGGCCAGCGAUGAUAGUAGGGUACAAUCGGGGGUUUGGUUUGAUAGCAAGACGUAAAUGAUAGUUUGCCUUAAAUUGGGGUAUGAUUUCUGAGCAGCGUGGGGAGUUUGACUCAGUGAACCUCUUUGCCGUUUAAAUAGCUGACUUUCCCUUUGGAAGAAAAAGAUGGACACAGGGGUAAGGUCACACCAGGGCGAGGUGUUCGUCCACCCGCUCUCCAACCCUGGGGCCGCAGGGAUAUUUCCCGAAAUGCUGGAGGUGGCAGAGGAGGCCAACCGGGCUGGGGACUUUAACCUGGCCGUUGAGAUAUACAGCUCCCAGCUCGCAGACCUCCAGCAGCCGGACAGGGGUUUGUGUCUGAGGAAGGCAGACUCUCUGGCCCGCGCCGGUCGGAUUUCCGAGGCGCUUGACUCGUACUGCACAGCGGCCAGCCUGGGCAAACUCCGCCCGGAGGAGCUUCCCCUCCUGGUGGAAACCAUCGCCCGGACUCUUCGCGAGAAAGAGCUGGGCAUCACCCGGACUUUAAACGGACAGGGUAAAAGCAGCGGCGGGGAAGACGGGGUUGAAAGUGACAGAGAGUGUGGAGAGGAUGAAACCCUGGAGUUGUUUUCAUGUCGCCUCUGCAAGUGUCUGCUCCAUGAGCCCACUACAGUGGAGUGCGGACACACUUUCUGCAAACGCUGCUUAGAGGACGACUCUGUCAAAGACUGUAUACACUGCAAACUAAAGUUGAACAAAAAAGAUGGACUGCCAAACGGCCGGAGAUUAAACGUUGUUCUCAGCGGCCUGCUGGAUAAACUGUUUGCAACAGAGAGCAAAGCGAGGAAAUUCUGGAUUGAGGGGGAGGUUUUGUGGAAAAAACAGGACCUUUCAGAUGCCUUGGAGAAGUACAAUGCAGCAGUGGAUCUAGUGCCCUCUUCAGGCAGACUGCUGUGUCAGCGUGCUGAGUUGCACAUGGAGAUGAGGAACUUCAGUCAGGCAGUGCAGGACACCAACAGCCUCUGUAGAUUAAAACCGCUCUGGACAAAGGCUCACUUUCUGAAGGCCACAGCGUUGAGUAAAGCAGGCCGGAACGAUGAGGCCUUGCAGGAAUACUUUGUGUGUGUGGCGCUGAAGCCUGACUGGACCAAAGUUAAACUGGAGGCUCAGAAGAUCCUUAGUGAGCUGUUUUCCUCUGUGUUUGAGAAUGAGGACCUACCAACGCCGCUGCACCCACUGCAGGGGGGGAUGGCCACCCGCCUCAUCAAACCACCGGCCUUGCUCAGGUCUCUGAGGCCGCUCACACAGAGACCUGGCUCCUCCUCACAGGACUCAGAGUUCAAUGUGACUAAAAGCGCUCCAGUAGACGACUCAUCGUCCAGACUGUCUGCUCCGUCUCCUGGACAAUCAGACUGCGCUGCAGGGGAGAGCAACACCAAGACCCUGGCCGGCGUUCUGGCUGCACUGCCAGCACCACCUAGUGGCCUCAAGAGGAAACACAGCGGAGAAGGACCCUCAGCGAUCUUCAACCCUCCCUCUAAACUGCUCAGACCUGACGAGGUGAACAGCUGUCAGACGGCCACGGUGUGUGGAGGGAGGACGGUUCCCGCUGAGCUGUUGGACAGUGGAGACUUGGAGUGUUCACUCUGCAUGAGAUUGUUCUAUGAGCCGGUAGCCACUCCCUGCGGACACACCUUCUGCCUCAGAUGUCUGGAGCGCUGCCUGGACCACAACCCCAACUGCCCUCUGUGCAAGGAGAAUCUGUCAGAGUAUCUGGCCACCAGGGGCUACAACAAGACCCUGCUGAUGGAGGAAGUGCUGCAGCGUUACCUUGGAGAUGAGCUGGCUGAGAGGAAGAAAAUCCAUGAAGAGGAGAUGAAGGAGCUGUCAAACUUGAACCAGGAAGUGCCCAUUUUUGUGUGCACCAUGGCCUUCCCCACCAUCCCCUGCCCGCUGCAUGUGUUUGAGCCACGCUACCGCCUCAUGAUCCGUCGCUCCAUGGAGACGGGCACAAAGCAGUUCGGCAUGUGCAUUGCUGAUGAGCUCAAAGGCUUUGCCGACUACGGCUGCAUGCUGCAGGUGCGAGAUGUGAAGUUCUUUCCUGACGGUCGUUCAGUGGUCGACACCAUUGGUGUGUCACGGUUCAAGGUCCUUAGCCAUGGCCAAAGAGAUGGCUACCACACCGCCAAGAUAGAGUACCUGGAAGACAAGAAGGUGGAGGGGGAGGAGCUGGUGGAGCUUCUGAAGCUGCACGACUCUGUGUACGAGCAGGCAAACAGCUGGUUCACCUCCCUGAAAGACAACAUGAAGAGCCAGAUCCUGAGCCACUUCGGACACCUUCCCAGCAAAGAUCCCGACCCACAGGGCAGUCCCAGUGGUCCGGCCUGGUCCUGGUGGCUUCUUGCUGUCCUUCCAUUGGAGGGUCGAGCCCAGCUCACCAUCCUGGCCAUGACAUCCCUCAAGGACCGCCUCAUUGCCAUCCGCAGGGUCCUCAUCUUCGUCACGCGCAAAAGGCCGCGGUGAUUGCCCAGCCGCUCGGGGAGACAGACCUGAACCGCUUGGAGUUCUAUGCAGUUCAGCAGUUCAUUCGCUCAUUUGUUCAGUCAUUCAUUUGUUAAUUUGAUCACUCAUCGAAUGAUCCAUUCACUCGUUUAUACGUGUGCAUUUUUCAUUUACUGGCCCAUACCUACAUCAGUUCGUUCUCUCAGAUGCUCAUGAAUUCCUUCCUGUGUAGCGCAGCAUUUCUGAGCACACGUGUCAGUUCUGUGGUGAGCGUCAGGUGGGUCGGGUUGCUGGCAUGAGGACAUUCCUGGUUUCACUUCUGUCUGUUCAUCCAGCCAACCCCCACCUGCGUUCUCUCACUGGACGAAUCAGGCUACAAUAUCUGAGCAAGUGACCUCUCACCUCUUGUUCUCUUUUGAGGCAGAGGUAAAAGCAGUAAGCUGUUUAGGUCACUUCUGGGUCAUUUCCCCGACUCUGUUAUGCAGGAAAGAAAAUUUAUCAGAAAAUCAGUGUGAGUGAAAAGGAUCAGGUUCAAGAGGAAAAACCUUUCCUACAUACACUAAGCAGUAUUUCACAUAAGCUGAAACAGAAGUCACCCACUCGAAAAGUCACCUAGUGCAACAUGAACACACCUGUGAUGACUGCAACACACAAAAGUGAAUGUACUGAUGAGGCUGUAGUAUCUGGAUGUUCAUCCCUUUUCUCCCUGCUACAUUUUUGGAAUCCGUUCGGCAAGUUGCACAUGAGGACAGAUUCC
This is a messenger RNA of Micropterus dolomieu (smallmouth bass), 4101 nucleotides long. RefSeq names its product LON peptidase N-terminal domain and ring finger 2 (gene lonrf2). Gene Ontology annotation, molecular function: protein binding. Lineage: Eukaryota; Metazoa; Chordata; Actinopteri; Centrarchiformes; Centrarchidae. The transcript has 12 exons. Bases 1029 to 3365 code for a protein of 778 amino acids. The record is from RefSeq and is a predicted model, not a curated record.